This is a messenger RNA of Glycine soja, 4678 nucleotides long. Its product is annotated as ABC transporter C family member 8-like. Bases 98 to 4495 code for a protein of 1465 amino acids. Gene Ontology annotation, molecular function: ATP hydrolysis activity; ATP binding; ABC-type transporter activity. The transcript has 12 exons. Gene Ontology annotation, biological process: transmembrane transport. Lineage: Eukaryota; Viridiplantae; Streptophyta; Magnoliopsida; Fabales; Fabaceae. The record is from RefSeq and is a predicted model, not a curated record. Gene Ontology annotation, cellular component: vacuolar membrane; plant-type vacuole.
GCGUGCCGUACUCAAGUUUCUUUCUUGAAGUAUUUGUCCUGUUACUAAGAGGCUGCUUUGCAGCAAAAAAGAUAUCAUUCAAAUUCAAGUUCCAAAAAUGGCUUACUUUGGGAACAUAAUAGAUGAUUUCUCAGGGAUUUGUCUGAAGGAUUUUGAUUUCACUUCUUUCUGUUCUCAAAGGACCACAAUAGAUGCUAUAAAUCUACUUUUUAUCUGUGUCUUCUACACCUCUAUGAUUAUCAGUUUAAUGAGAAGAAAUUCUCAGUGUGGUAGUCCCAGCAAAAGCAGGUUUUUCAUUCUUGUCUCUAUCUGCUGUGCUAUUAUUAGCAUUGUGUUUUACAGUAUUGGCUUGAGAAAUCUCAUAGCCAAAACUGAUAACUCUAAGCAGCUGAACUGGUUAGCUUGCAUUGUCAGAGGAUUCAUUUGGACUUCUUUGGCAGUUUCUUUGCUUGUUCAGAGACUCAAAUGGAUCAAAAUUCUUAACUCUGUCUGGUGGGCAUGUUCCUGUGUACUGGCUUCAGUUCUAAACAUUGAAAUUCUGUUUAAAAAGCAAGCAAUAGAAAUUUUUGAUGUCAUACAAUGGUUUUUACACUUUCUUCUUCUCUUCUGUGCCUUCCAAAAUCUUGGUUACUUUGUCUCUCAAAGUGUGCCACAAAGUUUAUCUGAGCCACUCUUAGACCAAGAAGUUGACACUAAACAAACAGGACUAGGCCGUGCUAACUUUCUCAGCAAAUUGACUUUCUCUUGGAUUAAUUCCUUACUCAGUCUUGGUUACUCAAAGUCACUAGUUCUUGAAGACAUCCCUUCCCUUCUUUCUGAAGAUGAAGCAAACUUAGGCUACCAAAACUUUAUGCAUGCAUGGGAAUCCCUUGUAAGGGAGAGGAGCAAGACCAAUACCAAAAACUUGGUUCUUUGGUCUGUUGUUAGAACUCACUUAAAAGAGAACAUAUUAAUAGCUUUUUGGGCACUACUCAGAACCUUUGCCGUUUCUGUUUCUCCUUUAAUACUCUAUGCUUUUGUAAACUACUCAAAUAGUAGGGAUGCCAAGAAUACAAAUCUCAAAGAAGGUCUUUCCAUAGUUGGUUUUCUUAUUCUCUCCAAAGUGGUUGAAUCUUUGUCCCAGAGACAUUGGUUUUUUUAUUCCAGGAGGUCAGGAUUGAGGAUGAGAUCAGCUCUGAUGGUUGCAGUGUAUAGAAAACAGCUAAAGCUUUCUAGCUCAGCAAGGAGAAGGCACUCAGCAGGUGAAAUUGUGAAUUACAUUGCAGUUGAUGCGUAUCGUAUGGGAGAAUUUCCAUGGUGGUUUCAUAUAGCAUGGACAUCUACAUUGCAACUUGUCCUAUCUAUUGGUAUCCUUUUCGGUGUUGUGGGUGUUGGUGUUCUUCCUGGUUUAGUCCCUCUUCUUAUAUGUGGACUUAUCAAUUUUCCAUUUGCCAAAAUCCUACAGAAUUGUAUGGCACAGUUCAUGAUUUCACAGGAUGAGCGUCUUAGAUCAACUUCAGAAAUUCUAAAUAGCAUGAAAAUCAUUAAGUUACAAUCCUGGGAGGACAAAUUCAAGAAUUUGGUUGAGAACCUACGUGCUAAAGAGUUCAUCUGGCUGUCUAAGGCACAGAUCAUGAAAGCUUAUGGUUCAUUUCUAUAUUGGAUGUCUCCUACCAUUGUUUCAGCUGUUGUUUUCCUCGGCUGUGCUCUUUUCAAUAGUGCCCCAUUGAAUGCUGGGACCAUUUUCACAGUUCUUGCAAUGUUGAGGAACUUGGGAGAACCUGUUCGAAUGAUUCCGGAGGCUCUUUCUAUUAUGAUCCAAGUUAAGGUCUCCUUUGAUCGUCUCAAUACCAUUUUGCUUGAUGAAGAGCUAGACGGAAGCGAUGGUAACAGAAGAAAUAUAAACCGAAGUUCAAUAAAUGCGGUGGAAAUUCAAGCUGGUAACUUCGUUUGGGAUCAUGAAUCAGUGUCCCCAACUUUAAGAGAUUUGAAUUUAGAAAUCAAAUGGGGACAGAAAGUUGCAGUUUGUGGACCAGUUGGAGCUGGAAAAUCAUCCCUUUUGUAUGCUGUACUUGGAGAGGUUCCCAAGAUCUCAGGAACUGUUAAUGUGUGUGGCACCAUAGCCUAUGUUUCUCAAACUUCUUGGAUACAAAGUGGGACAGUUCAAGAUAAUAUACUCUUCGGCAAGCCAAUGGACAAAACAAGAUAUGAGAAUGCCAUUAAAGUUUGUGCUUUAGAUAAAGAUAUUGAAGACUUUAGCCAUGGUGAUCUUACAGAAAUAGGUCAGCGAGGGAUUAACAUGAGUGGAGGACAAAAGCAAAGGAUUCAACUAGCUCGUGCAGUCUACAAUGACGCUGACAUCUAUCUCCUCGAUGACCCUUUCAGCGCAGUUGAUGCUCACACUGCUGCUAUUCUGUUCAAUGACUGUGUAAUGACGGCUCUAAGAGAAAAAACAGUCAUUCUAGUGACUCAUCAAGUGGAGUUUCUCUCAGAAGUUGAUACGAUCCUGGUAAUGGAAGAUGGAAAAGUUACUCAAUCAGGCAAUUACGAGAAUCUCCUGACUGCUGGGACAGCCUUUGAACAACUUGUGAGGGCUCAUAAGGAAGCAAUUACAGAGUUGGAUCAAAAUAAUGAAAAGGGAACUCAUAAAGAAGAGUCUCAAGGUUAUCUCACUAAAAACCAAAGUGAGGGAGAGAUUUCUACCGAGGGUAAACUUGGGGUACAGCUUACCCAAGAAGAAGAAAAACAGAUUGGUGAUGUUGGCUGGAAGACAUUCUGGGAUUAUAUUUCAUUUUCCAGGGGUUCAUUGAUGCUGUGUUGGAUCAUGUUGGGACAAUCUGCUUUUAUUGCUUUGCAGACUGCAUCAAUGUUUUGGCUUGCUCUAGCCAUUGAAGUUCCAAAAAUAACUAGCGCCAUCUUGAUUGGAGUUUAUGCAUUAAUUUCAUUUUCUAGUGCUGGGUUUGUAUAUGUAAGAUCUCUCUUUACUGCUCACCUUGGGUUAAAAGCUUCUACAGCCUUCUUCAACAGUUUCACAACUGCUAUCUUCAAUGCUCCUAUGUUGUUCUUUGACUCAACCCCUGUGGGAAGGAUUUUAACCCGAGCUUCAUCAGAUUUAAGUAUUUUGGACUUUGAUAUACCUUAUUCCAUCACCUUUGUAGCAUCUGUAGGACUUGAAAUAAUGGUGACGAUUUGUAUAAUGGCUUUAGUAACAUGGCCAGUUCUCAUUGUUGCCAUUCCUGCAAUGGUUGCAUCAAAAUAUGUUCAGGGAUAUUAUCAAGCCUCAGCAAGGGAAUUAAUGAGGAUCAAUGGAACCACAAAAGCUCCUGUCAUGAAUUUUGCAGCCGAGACAUCACUUGGUGUGGUUACUGUAAGAGCAUUUAACAUGACAGAAAUUUUUUUUAGGAAUUACUUAAAGCUUGUGGACACAGACGCAGCACUGUUCUUUCAUUCUAAUGUGGCCAUGGAAUGGUUAGUUUUAAGGAUUGAAGCACUUCAAAAUUUGACGGUCAUUACUUCAGCUUUGUUACUUAUCAUAGUUCCUCAGGGAUAUGUGACCUCAGGCCUUGUGGGACUGUCUCUCUCUUAUGCUUUCUCCUUGACAGGAUCUCAAAUAUUUUGGACUCGAUGGUAUUGCAACUUAUUAAACUACAUUAUCUCUGUUGAAAGAAUCAAGCAAUUCAUCCACCUACCAGUGGAGCCUCCAGCCAUUUUGGAGGACCACCGGCCUCCAUCUUCAUGGCCUUCAAAAGGCAGGAUUGAUCUUCAAGCCUUAGAGAUUAGAUAUCGUCCCAAUGCUCCAUUGGUGCUUAAGGGCAUCACUUGUACUUUUAAAGAAGGUAGUAGAGUGGGAGUCGUAGGAAGGACUGGAAGUGGAAAAAGUACACUCAUAAGUGCUUUGUUUCGCUUAGUUGAUCCAGCAAAAGGUUAUAUUCUUAUAGAUGGGAUUAACAUAUGCUCAAUUGGGUUGAAGGAUUUGAGAAUGAAGCUAAGCAUCAUCCCUCAAGAACCAACUCUUUUCAAGGGCAGCAUUAGGACCAACUUGGACCCUCUAGGCCUGUACUCAGAUGAUGAAAUAUGGGAGGCUUUAGAGAAAUGUCAGCUCAAGGAAACUAUCAGCCGUCUACCAAAUCUCUUGGACUCUUCUGUGAGUGAUGAGGGAGGAAAUUGGAGCUUGGGACAGCGCCAACUGUUUUGUCUUGGAAGAGUACUACUUAAGAGGAACAGAAUUCUUGUUCUAGAUGAAGCUACCGCAUCCAUUGACUCCGCCACAGAUGCCAUUCUACAACAAAUAAUUAGACAAGAAUUUGUAGAAUGCACGGUUAUAACUGUGGCUCACAGGGUUCCAACUGUAAUAGAUAGUGACAUGGUCAUGGUCCUCUCCUAUGGGAAAUUGGUGGAAUAUGAGGAGCCUUCAAGACUAAUGGAGACCAACUCCUCAUUCUCGAAGCUGGUAGCUGAAUAUUGGUCCAGCUGCAGGAAGAAUUCUUCCUCAAAUCUUAGCAGACAGCAACAUUGAAUAAUGAAUAAUAACAUUAUGGAAAAUCACGUGCAGACUUACUUUUUCACUGUUUUACUUUUAAAAUAAUCUACCUGAUGCAGAGUUAUAUAUCUUUAUAAACUCCCCUUCAACAUUUGUCGAUUUUUUUCUUGGUUUGUUAAGCCAUGAUAAUUUGAAGAACUGCAGCAUUUUUAACUAGAA